Molecule: messenger RNA, 1922 nt
Organism: Ananas comosus (pineapple)
Lineage: Eukaryota; Viridiplantae; Streptophyta; Magnoliopsida; Poales; Bromeliaceae
Product: GTPase-activating protein gyp7-like
Exons: 5
Coding region: 24-1673 (549 amino acids)
Biological process (GO): activation of GTPase activity
Molecular function (GO): GTPase activator activity
Source: RefSeq, a predicted model, not a curated record
UGGGAGUUGGGGGGGGGGGAUCGAUGAUGUGCGCGUGGGCGGCGCGCGUGGAGCGCGCAGUCGGCAGCAUCCUCGCGAGGGUCGCCGGCGGCGAUGCCGGGAUCUGGGGCCCUGCCGGCGGCCGCUGGCAUGCCGGCGUCGCCGUCGGCGUCACGGCGGCAGCCGGCCUCGCCCUCGCCGCCGCCAUCGUCGUCUCCUCUCGCAGAGGGAGCUUGAGAUCUCCGUGGUCGCGGCGGAGAAGGAAAGGCGCGCUCACGAAGCAGCAGUGGAGGAGUCUCUUCACUCCCGAAGGGAAGCUCGUUGACGGCGGUGUCAGGUUUCUGAAGAUAGUGCGAAGCGGGGGGAUAGAUCCGAGCAUCAGGGCGGAAGUUUGGCCUUUCCUUCUUGGAGUCUAUAACCUGGACACUUCAGAGGCCGACCGAAAGGAGAUUAGAGCAAAGAAAAGGAAAGAAUACAUAAAACUAAGAAAAGAGUGCCAACGAGCUUCUACCAUCAGCAAAGAGGGAGGCAAGGAGCUACAGGAAUCAGCGGAAGCCAACCAAGCUGCGUGCCAUCGAUCGAGUGAGAGCAGUGAAUCUGUUGGUCUUGAAGUUUUGGUUAAUCCCGAGAACUCUAAUGAUGACAAUACGGAGCUACAAAAUCUUGAUGUCCCUAACACAUCUAAAAUUGAGGAAGAAGAAAGGAGUGGUAUAACUCAAGUAGAUGAAUCUGUCGAGGAGAGAGAAUCAGAUAGUCGAUCAGAUUGUCGAUCAUCAGAUGAAGAACCGGAAAGCAUUCCGACCUACUCCUCUAUGGAGGGAAACACGGAACAUUCUACCGAUCUUACUAACCUUAAUGCCCCCAAAGCAAAUGUACGUCAGUCUUGUCGAACUGCAGAGGAUUUUGGCACUUGGCAACGUAUCAUACGCCUAGACGCCAUCCGGGCUAAUGCUGAGUGGGUUGCUUACUCUCCUGUUCAAGCAGCAGUUUCCAAGGACAUAGCAAUCAAAUCUGCUUUAGCUGUAGGAUUGAAGGACUAUGACCAUUUGGAGCCAUGCCGCAUAUACCAUGCUGCCCGCCUUGUUGCAGUACUCGAGGCCUAUGCAGUUUACGACCCAGAAAUUGGCUAUUGCCAGGGAAUGAGUGACCUCCUUUCACCUAUGCUUGCGGUAAUGGAAGAAGAUUAUGAGGCGUUUUGGUGCUUCGUGGGCUUCAUGAGAAAAGCACGGCACAAUUUUCGGCUUGAUGAGGUGGGUAUAAGAAGGCAGCUUAAUAUUGUAUCAAAGAUAAUCAAAUUCAAGGACCCACAUUUUUAUAGGCAUUUGGAGAAGCUCCAAGCUGAGGACUGCUUUUUCGUAUACAGAAUGGUGGUUGUGAUGUUUCGAAGGGAGCUUAGUUUUGAUCAGACUCUCUGUUUAUGGGAGGUCGUGUGGGCUGAUCAGGCGGCAAAUAGGGCGGGGAUUGGGAAGUCUACAUGGGGAAGGAUGAGGAUGGGGCCGCCUCCGACUGAUGACUUACUAUUGUAUGCAAUUGCGGCUUCUGUAUUACAGAAGAGGAAAUUGAUAAUAGAGAGGUAUAGUAGCAUGGAUGAGAUUAUUCGAGAGUGCAAUAAUAUGGCGGGGCAACUGGAUGUUUGGAAGCUUCUCGACGAUGCACAUAAUCUGGUGGCAAAUCUUCAUGACAAGAUAGAAUGAUUAUGUGUGGCAAAUCUUCAUGACAAGAUAGAAUGACUAAAAGUGCCUAAUCUACUUCUCUCCGCUAUUAUUUUUUUUUCUUCCAUAUGUUAGGUUGAUAAUUCGUUCUAUUUUAUCAGGUUUCAGCCUUUCUAUAUGUUUCCUUCUUAAAGGUCUCCAUACCUGUGUGUUUUUACUCGAACAAAACAUGAAGUUAUGUUGAAUGCAAAGCAUGAAGAGAUACUCGAGCAAAUUUGCUUUUUCUGUGUG